AUGGCAACCAAGGCCUCUCCCUCGUUGUCGUCUAUCGUCAGCACUUCCAUCACAUUGUGCGAUCGAUUCUCGUCAUCACUCAGUCCAAAUGCUUCCUUGGACCUGCCAGCUUCCAAUGCAGGAUCUCCCUCAUCAUUAUUACUGCUCCAUGCCACCGCAACUACGCUUAGGUCGCAGGCUACAAAAAUCUCAUUGUUGGCUAUUACCGCCCCAUUCACGCCGUCCGCAGUCGCAACAUGUCUCCUACCGCUAAAUGAAUCUAUCUUGACGUCCUUGGUCACAGCAGCGCUCCUCACAACGCCUCAUGAAUUCACAUCUUCGUUCUCGGCUGAGUGCCAUACUCUUUCCGCCGUUGCACUUCGGGACAUGCAGGCACUCUUACGUCUCGUGCAACGGCGAAACGAGGUCAAGUACAAUAAGAUAGAAAUAUCCGAAGCGGAAAAGAAAGAAUUCACGGAAGCGACCGGUCGAGUGUGGGACGACUGUGAUAAGCUAAUCGAGUUGGCAAAAGAGGGUGUCCCUGGUUAUGUCGUGCGCAAGUCCAAGCAAUGGCUUGAGCUGAUGAAGGACGCAGUGAAAGAGCUGGAAGACUGGGAUCCCCAGGAAGAUGUGAAUGAUAAUGAUCUCUUCGGUGAUGAAUCCGGUGACGACGAGGCUCCCGGUUCAUCUGCCGACAGGACCAGUGACGACGAUCGGGCCGCAAUCUCUGCAGGGGUCAAAAUCCAAGCACUCAAGGUUUUGAGCCGCAUCCCCCAAAGCAUCCACGUUGUUAUAAAGCAACGGCUAGAGAAGCGUGGCAAUGAGCUGCAAAUAACAGCCAACGAAACCACGCAACUUGACACAAUACUCAAACAGACUCGCCAGAUAUCAGAGUUGAUCGACGAAUCUGCGGAAGGCAUGUACUUGGGGGAUCUGGAACGCUGCCUCAAAAAGGCCGGCGAAGCUAGGGCGAUCACAAUCCAGGUUGUCGAAUCGGUCGCCGAGCCUACCUCGGAGGAUGAGACGAAAGAAGACAAAUACGUCAAACGAGCUCUCGAGUGGAUCCAACAGGUUGACCCAGGUGGCGUUUCACAGAAGAAGGUUGUCCUAACAAGUCGUCCUAAGGUGAAUGCUUGA
Exophiala aquamarina CBS 119918 is the source of this 1116-nucleotide messenger RNA. RefSeq lists its product as uncharacterized. The transcript has a single exon. Bases 1 to 1116 code for a protein of 371 amino acids. Gene Ontology annotation, biological process: regulation of cell cycle. NCBI's taxonomy places the organism in Eukaryota, Fungi, Ascomycota, Eurotiomycetes, Chaetothyriales, Herpotrichiellaceae. Gene Ontology annotation, cellular component: nucleus. The record is from RefSeq and is a predicted model, not a curated record.